Messenger RNA from Halichondria panicea, 535 nucleotides. RefSeq names its product synaptic plasticity regulator PANTS-like. The record is from RefSeq and is a predicted model, not a curated record. The transcript has 3 exons. Bases 39 to 386 code for a protein of 115 amino acids. Lineage: Eukaryota; Metazoa; Porifera; Demospongiae; Suberitida; Halichondriidae.
GUAAGAAGCUGAGAGAGAAUGGAAUAUUGAAAUGCCAAAUGGAUAUCAAAGAUGAAGAUGAUCCGACCUCAAAGGCUCAAAAAGCAGUGGGAGCUGAGAGUGGAGAGGGAAAGCCUGCAAUGAAGUGCUUUGACUACUUUAUGGAGUGGAAAAAAUGCAUGUCUGCCUACCAUCAGUUCCACCAGUACUACAUCCGUGGAGAGUUUGCCAAUUGCAAGACGGAGAAGGAGAGGAUGUACAACUGCUUCAAAUGGAGGGGUACUGGAAAAGACAAGUUUCUGAAUUCCCUGGAGGCUAGUCUGGACGAGGAGCAGGUGAACAUGCACACACCCUCCCCAGUAUGGAAGCUCAGAGACUUGCCACCUGCUGACUGGACUAACAAAUGACCCACUUUAGUUACAGUUCAUUGUCAACACUAUAAUUAUGUCUGUGUGCAAUUAAGUCAUGUAUAUCAACCAUGCAUGUUCCUUUAUAAUACAGUUAUUCCUCAAAAGUAUAACAUGACAACACACACUAUGAAUUGGUGAAAGUGAAA